Peniophora sp. CBMAI 1063 is the source of this 2664-nucleotide messenger RNA. Lineage: Eukaryota; Fungi; Basidiomycota; Agaricomycetes; Russulales; Peniophoraceae. The record is from the annotation of a GenBank genome assembly.
AUGGACACCGAUCCGUCGCAAGACUGGCUUGCCCUGAACGCUCAUCUCGCCCUCCUCCACAAGCCGAGUCGCCUACAAAUGGCACAGCCGCCCCCGCCGGCGCCGGCGCCGUCGAGCAGCGAUACACUACAGGCUCACCUAUACUCUGCUUUCCUUACCCGCUCUCUACCAGAUGUCGCCCUAAACGUCCAAGGGCGCUCCUGGCACGGCGUCUACCACGCUCAUAAAGUUGUGCUUGUUCAAGCGGGCUUCUUUCGGGAAUUAUUCACCGGAGGCUUCGCAGAGAGCUCUCAUGGCGGAGGCGAGGUCGACGUCGUGCUCUACGACACUAACAUCACUCGGGCUGCCUUCGAGUUAUGCCUCGCACGUCUCUACGGCGGAGGCCCAGCCCUACACCUUUCACCCGCCUUGAUACCCACGACGGCCCAACCCUUGACGCCCGCCUUCCCAUACCCACCACCCGUACCAUUCCCGCCUACACCAGCGGGCCAUCAACCAGCCACUCCACGCUUCCUGAUGUCGUUACUAGCCACGGCGGCCUAUCUCGCCCUACCCGCACUUGUGGCUCAAGCGCUCGGCAUGAUUCUCAAGACCAUCGGCCCGCGUACUGCGGUACCAUAUCUCAAGUUCGCGAUUGGAGACGGAAUAGGCGAAGGCGCGGAUGGAGACGAUGAUGAGAGCCCUGCCGUGGGUCUUGAGGGUGUAGCGGAGAUGCAACUCGAAUCAUCUGCUGCAAGCAUUGCCGAGAGCUUCGAGACGCUCACUCUGUCGCGCUCGCAACGGUCGGAGGAGCACGGAGAUGUGGUUGAGGAAGAAGAUGUGCGCAAGGAGGAUCCGGAGCAAGAGGGGCAUGAGGAGGACGGCAAGGAGAGCGAGGAGAGCGAUGGGGGUCUAUACCUCCGGUACGGCGGUUUAAGCGACAAGAUCGGUCAAGCAGCCGCAUGUUGGCUCGCACGAUGGGGACCGGAUAUGCUCGCAUAUGAACUGCAGGUUGCGCCCCCGCUUGCAGCACCGCCUACGCCCAAGACUCCGGUACUCUCGUCGCCUAUCAGCCCGUUGCGCGGUGGUCGUCCGUCGACAUCCCCCUCUUCGACCGGAAGCGGCAGUGGCGCGGGUCAGCGUGAGAAAGGCAAGAUGCCAUUCGCGACGAGCGUCGGGGCCGCGUUACCCGGCGCACCUCCCCCAGAUGUACCCCGAGUAUGGCGCCGCGGUGGGCUAGGAGCCGCGUGGGUUCGCGCACUGGUCGCGAGUGACACAUUGUGCGUACGCGGAGAGAAGGAGCGGUACGAAUUGGCGAAGACUAUCGUCGAGCUGCGGCGCGCGGAGGGCGUCGACGCUGCGGAGGAGCAAGAGUUCACGCGUAUGUUCGCGGAAGGGAUCUACUACGCGAAUAUCCCCGUAGACGAUCUCGUCGCACUCAGCGCUGAACGCUCCGCUACGACAGGCCGCACCUUCGUUCCCCGAGCCCUCGUACAAGCAGCUCAUUGGUCCGCUUCUCUGUUGCGCCACACGAUUGUCAGGCCCUCCUCGUCUUCCCCGCCACAAUCGCCUGCGCCUGGUGUGAAGCCCAACGCAGGCAAUAGCGAGCUCGGAGUUGCGGUUAGUGCCGCGGAGCUAAAGGCAGCGGUAGACGCUGGCGAAGUUGAUGCCGAGAUGGCCGUGUGGCCCGUCCGGACGGAGGUCACCGAGCGAGUAGGAGACACAUCGGGUUUGGAGGGUGCCAGCCUGGACGAACUAUUUGAGCUCCCUAGUUCGGCAAGUGGACUGCAAAGCACGCAUUCGACACGUCCGGGAGGAGGCAAAGGACCAUCACCCACUGCAGCAGACUUCUUCGGGCUCGCGAGCGACCGCACCAAGGCAGGAGAUGUCGAUGGAACCGCUGGUCGCUGGACGAGCCACCCCCCAUUGCGGUUCGCGGCGGAAUUCUGGGACGUAGACGCCCUUCGUGAGAAGCAGCGUCUACACUCGCACACCGUGUGGUAUGCGGGAAGUCUAUACAACGUCUACGUUCAGCUCGUCCGCCGCCCUCCUCGCGGCGCUCAAUUGGGCGUGUACCUCCAUCGUCAAUCCUCCGUUGACCCUCUUCCCGGUGCAUCAGCGCCGGCAGGUCUCGCUCUGCCACCGCCGUCUGUCAGUUGGGAGCGCACGGAUCGCGAGAUUCGUGCGGAACGUGAGAGGGCGGGUGUCAUGUCCACCGGCCGCGCGAGGGCUGGUAGCGCUGCGGCGUCGCCUACACAUGGACCUGGUGGGGGCAGCGGUGUUGGAAUGCCGUAUAGCUUCAGCUUGACGCCACGCGCAGGUACACCGACACCUGUACCAGGCUCACCCGGAAGCGCGCCGACGUCGAACUCGACCCUGCACUCGUCUUCGUCGUCGUUUUCCACGUCGCUCCCUGCAACGAACCCGCCCAUCGGUCCUCCCGCUCCGUAUCGUGACUCGCGUGCGCAGGUUGCGGCGUACUUCACUGUCGCGUGUCCAAGUGCUACUGGCAGUGCUCUUACGCGUUUCUCGAGUGGUCCGGAUGUCUUCGCUGUCAGCCAGAGCUGGGGAUGGAAGAGCAGUAGUUUGCGACCGGAUGAGUUCGCCGGGGCUAAUGGGGAAGGCAUUACGCCCGCGGGCCCCGAGUGUAGUGUCCGGGUCGCCGUCGUCAUCGGCGUCGUUUGA